AUGAGAAAAAUUUUUCAAUAUUUAUUUUUAUUUUACAUUAUACAAAUAGUUCAAUCAAAAUCAGUUAAAAAAUACGAUGAAUGUGAUCGAUUCCUUACUGUAUAUGAUUGUUAUUAUUUUCCAUGCUUAGAUGCCCAUUAUUCAUGUGGUAGUAAUGGUCAUUUAGUAAGAUUUACUUAUGAUUUCUGCAUAUUACCAACAAGUAAAUAUUCUAAGAAUUUAACAGAAAAUGCAAUUUUUUAUUUUAAUCAUACAAAUAUAUGUGCCAUGACAUCUUUAAAUGAUCAAUUAGUUGAAGAAAGAAUUUCUGGAAUAUUUACAUGUGCUCAUUUACAUGCAAUGAUAUUUAAAAUUUAUUUAGAGUGUUUUCAAAAUGAUCAACGAGAAAAUAAAAUGAUUAAAAUAAUUGAUUUUUGUUCGAUUAUAUGUGAAAAUUUACAAACAAUGAUUGAUUUAUUUUUACACUUAAAUGAAGCUCAUUUUAAUGUACUUUCAUUACUUUUGGAAACAGGCAAAAAUUGUGGUGCACAAAUUAAUGACGCAGUACUGCAUACAAUACCUUCUGCGCUUAUAGCAAUUUGUCUUGAUAGAAAAAAUGUACAUUUAGAACAGGAGAUUACUGAAGUUAUGUUCAAUCCAAGAUUUGAAACGAGCGAUUACGAAUGGACAUAA
Molecule: messenger RNA, 672 nt
Organism: Rotaria sp. Silwood1
Lineage: Eukaryota; Metazoa; Rotifera; Eurotatoria; Philodinida; Philodinidae
Source: the annotation of a GenBank genome assembly